AUGGCGCUAGCUCGCGAUGGAAAGAUUGAACUUACUGAUGCGACUGCAAGCUCUAACCAAAUCUCAUGUGGAAUGUUUGCACCAUUACUCGAGGAGGAUGGUGAGAAGGAUGUGGGCAAGCAAUGUAAACGCUCGCUUCCCUUUAUUGUGAAACAUACUGGGGGGCAACACUCAAAGCCGCCACAAGUUGAUUCGGUCUACGAGAGGGAUUGGGUGCUCGUUACCCGUAGAAAGCAAAGGAAUGAUGUUGGGCCUGUUAGGCCAUUGAAGAUAAUGACGAAGCGAUGGAUUAAGAAAAAGCCAGCAAGAGAACUCGUUUUUGACGUGAAGAAGAAGGGGCAUCCCAACAAGCCGCGAACACUAGUUACCCUGGCUCAAUACAGGCCAAAGGUGUUUCAUCAACAUGGGACAGAUAUUCUUGGGGCUAGCUUGAAUACUAAGGAAAAGCAUGUUGAAGUUGGAGAAUGUUCGUUCCCUAUGGUCGAAGGAAGCGACGAGAUCCAAGUCCACAAGGCUACAUCUUUCACCACCGAGAUAACUUUCAAAGAUGAAGAUCUAUUACUGGGUGGAACCCCUCACAAUCGCCCAUUGUUCGUUGAAGGUUAUGCUCGUGAGCAAAAGAUUAAAAGAAUUUUGAUUGAUCAAGGAUCGUCCGUGAAUAUUCUAUCACGCCGAGCUGUGAAAGAACUUGGUAUUUCAAUUGAUGAGCUCUCGCAAAGCCGCUUGAUGAUCCAAGGAUUUAAUCAAGGCGGGCAAAGAGCCCUCUGUAUUAUUAGACUCGAUCUCAGGAUCGGAUCUUUGAGUUCAAGUACUUUGUGUUAUGUGAUAGAUGCAAGAACAUCCUACAAUAUGUUGUUGGGUCGACCUUGGAUACAUGAAAAUGGAGUAGUUCCUUCAUCAUGGCAUCAAUGCUUAAUGUUUGAGAAAGGCGGUGUGAUAGAGAAGGUCGUCGGCGAUGAAAUCCCAUUCACCGAGGCAGAGUCAUACUUUGCAGAUGCGAAAUUUUACUUAAAGAAACAAGUUGUUGAAGAUGACGUUGAUAAGAGUAGUAAUGAUACACCUCCCGAUCCGAAAUGGAAGGGCUUCGACCCCAAGGAACCACAGAAAUUGGGUAGGCUCAUCCCAGAAGCCGGUGGUAGAGGCAAGUCAAACCAGCAGGAGCCACAUGCACGUAAGGGAUUAGGCUAUGUUCCCCCAAAACCGGUGCGAAUCUUUAUUAACAGAGCCACAAGUAAUUGCAUCACCUCUGCUGAUGAGGAAGAAGGUGAUAAAAGGCAAUCUGUUUUUGAUAGAAUUGGCAAGGCAGAAUCAAGACAAUCCGUCUUCAAUAGACUUGGGUCGGGGCCUAGACCCGCUAAGAGAAAGUCGGUACAUGACAGAAUUGGACCUACUCAAGUUCCAAAGAAAUCCACCAGCUCACCUACUGAAAUAGAGCCAUCAAAAAGGCUUAGGAGCACAGUUCCAUCUCGUAUGAGACGAGAAAAUGAUAUUCAGGUUUCAUGUGGUGAAAAUUUGAAGGUUCAGCCAAAGACCAUCGUACAUACUCGAGUGCAAAAUGCAAAAGAGGGUAACAUUGAUAUAAUUUGUGAGGUGACGUCAAGUCAAUACGAGCUGGCAUCAUCAUUUCAUAUCACAUUAUGUGAUGAGACCCCGAUUGAGGGGGAAGAUGCAGAAGAAGCACCCCAUGAGUUAGAGGAAGGGGUACGAGCCGCAAUAGAUGAAUUAAAGGAGGUUGAUCUAGGAACCCCUGAGAAUCCUCGGCCUAUCUUCAUCAGCACACUCCUUUUUAAUGAAGAUGAAAAAAUCUAUGUCGAACUUUUGAAAGAGUACAUCGAUGUCUUCACAUGGACGUACAAAGAGAUGCCAGGCAUUGUGCCUGUGCGCAAGAAAAACGGCCAAAUCCGUGUAUGCGUUGACUUCCGAGAUCUUAAUGUUGCAUGCCCGCAAGAUGAUUUCCCACUUCCCAUCACGGAGUUAUUGAUAGAUGCCGUGACUAGGCACGAGAUCAUGUCAUUCAUGGAUGGCUCCUCUGGUUACAAUCAGAUUCGCAUGGCGCCGGAAGAUGAGGAGUUGACAGCGUUCCGAACGCCUAAUGGCAUCUACUGCUACAAAGUGAUGCCCUUUGGUUUGAAAAAUGCAGGUGCUACAUACCAAAGGGCUAUGUAG
Ipomoea triloba (trilobed morning glory) is the source of this 2166-nucleotide messenger RNA. RefSeq lists its product as uncharacterized. The coding region runs from base 1 to 2166 and encodes 721 amino acids. NCBI's taxonomy places the organism in Eukaryota, Viridiplantae, Streptophyta, Magnoliopsida, Solanales, Convolvulaceae. The transcript has 3 exons. The record is from RefSeq and is a predicted model, not a curated record.